AUGUACAUUCGCUACGACAAGACGCGAGCCCCAGAACAACACCCGGCUGCUCCGAUGGCUCCUGUCGAGCAUACAAGUGCCAGAAUGUCCCUCAAGAUUGACAAUUUCGAAGACGGCGAGACUGUCCGCCAGCGCUGUGUCAUUGUGAAGGGGACUUACAGCGUCGACGGCGACAAUGCCGACACCUUCGCAACCGUCGAAACCCACGAUGGCAUCAGCACCGACACCAUCUUUCCAACCCAGUCGUGGCCCAUCGCAGGCAAGCAGAUCAAGAUCAUCGCCAUGCUCUCCCCUGGACGCAACACCCUGGCCAUCACCCGCAGCGUCGGCGCCGACAAGAUCGUCCUCGAGCUCAACCUGAACUACGUCCCUCUCCUCCAGUCGCCGCCCCUCCACCUCGCCAUCAUGGUCGCAAAGGACUCCCCUCUCGUCAUCGACUGCCCGCCCGCCAAGCACGGCCUCGUCUCCUCGGCGCACUCCUCCCUCGACGCCGCCAUCGCCAAGCUCCGCAUGACGGCCUACAUGUGGCAGGCCCUCACGGCCGAGGACAUGAGCAUGAAGGGCCUCGGCCGCCGCUCGUUCCGCCUCGAGGAGGAGUGGACUGCCGACACGACGAGCCGCGCGUUUCUCGACGGCCUGCACGAGGCCGCGCUCUUCGAGACGGGCGCCAUGCGCGCCACGGCCAGGGUCCACGUCGUCCGCUCCAGCAGGACCACUGCCGAGAUCCGCGACGCCGAGGUCGCGCAGCAGAACGAGUCGGCGCGGUCGCGGGACGGGCUCUUUGACUACUUCCGCGAGGCCCUCGCCGCCCACGGGGCGCCGUUCGACCCCUCGUCGCAUCCCGUCGUCGCCGGCAUGAUCCUCGACUCGCACUUCUCCGCCGCCAAGAAGCUCAUCCUCGGCCACGCCGCCCUGGGCUGCCGCGACCCGACCGGCGUCUCCCUUGGCAUCAUGGGCAGCCACCUGGCCUACUCGUGGCCCCGGUUCCUGGAGGAGGUCGCCGACUGCCUGCUCGACGCCCGCCCGCCGGGCCCCGCCGUCGGCGACGACAACGGCGAGUGCGGGUCCUUCUGGGAGGCCUGCGCCAUCGGCCAGGGCGCGUUCCUGCACGAGGUCGGCCACGCGUUCGGGGCGCCGCACACGACGGGCAUCAUGGCGCGCGGCUACGCGAGGCACUGGCCGCGCAGCUUCCUCGCCCGGACGGCGUACUCGCGGAGCGACAACCGGGAGGGCCUCUCCGUCGUCGACGACGACACGGAGAACGACGCGCGCUGGGAUCUGCGGGAUGCGCUGUCGUUCCGGUCGCUGGACCACUUCUGGCUGCCCGGCGACGCCAGGCUGCCGGGCGCCACUCGUUCGGCCGCGCCGGCCGUCUCCCCGGUCAACAUCGGAACCGACGACGCCGGUCUCGAGAUUUUCUGCGCCGCAGGGCUGGCUCGCGUCGAGUUCAACGGGCAGCCCGAGCCCCUCCCUUCCGUACGGGAACCCUUUGGGAGGGUCUUCUACGGCCUCGAGGCCCUCGAGAGCCGGUUCCCCCGGGGCGGCGACGACCUCGCCAUCUCCGUCCUCGGCAUGAACGGCAAGACCAAGACGGUCCGCAACGCGUGGCGCCUCUUCGUGUCCACGUCGCACGUCCGCAUCCCGGGCUCCGACGUGCUGUUGCAGAAGCGCUCCGUGACGAGCAAGAACCUCGAGGACGCCGACCUGUCAGGCGGGUCCGAAGACAACGACGCGUUCUGGACCUGGGCGACGCUUCUCACGCGGCGGAAAGACGUCGAUGAUGAUGACGGCGACAGCGGCGCCAUCGUGCAGGCGGCGAGCGUCGACGUCCGGACGGGCUGCGUCCUCGAUGGCGCGUACGUCCACUUCUACGACGACGCCCGCGUCCACUGCGGCCCGCGGGUGUCACGCUGGGGCGGCGCGCUCCGCUUCGGGGGCCACGCGUCGGAGGAGGUCGCGAUCCCGCUGGGCGUCGAGGUCGUCAAGGUCGAGGUGUCGAGGGAGGACCACAUCCUGCGGGGCAUGAGGGUUCACCUGAGCGACGGCACCUCCGGCGGUGCCUUGUCGGGAGGCGGUGACGAGCCCGAGACGUUGUCUCUCGAACCGCAAGCUGACGAGCGCAUCGUCGGCUUCUUCGGCCGCAGCUGGUGGGGCCGCCAUUUUGACGGGCUGGUCGAGUUCGGCAUCAUCACGGCCCCCAGGGACUUUGUGCUCCCGGACGUCGUGUAUGGCAUGGCGGAGCUUCAGAAUACGGAUGGCGGACGCAGGCCCGAGGAAAUCAAGGAGCAUGAGGGGUCAGACGAUGAAGAGUAUUAG
This is a messenger RNA of Colletotrichum higginsianum IMI 349063, 2316 nucleotides long. Its product is annotated as Zinc metalloproteinase. Bases 1 to 2316 code for a protein of 771 amino acids. Gene Ontology annotation, cellular component: cytoplasm. The transcript has 4 exons. NCBI's taxonomy places the organism in Eukaryota, Fungi, Ascomycota, Sordariomycetes, Glomerellales, Glomerellaceae. The record is from RefSeq and is a predicted model, not a curated record.